Messenger RNA from Pelodiscus sinensis (Chinese soft-shelled turtle), 10671 nucleotides. The record is from RefSeq and is a predicted model, not a curated record. NCBI's taxonomy places the organism in Eukaryota, Metazoa, Chordata, Testudines, Trionychidae.
CAAAUUAGUGCGCCCCAUAUCUGCUUAGUAUGCAGAAUCAAGCUGAUGUAAAAUGGAACAUAAAAAAAUCAGUUCAAGUUAAAACAGUUUCAAUCAGGGCCGCCAAUAGGUGGGAGCAAAUGGAGCUGUUGCCCCUGACCCCAAUGAUAUAAAAGGGCCUGGGGAUCCAGGCCCUUUAGGAGCCCUACUUGGUGCAGUCUGAGCAGUGCUGAGGGCUGGCUAGCCCUAGCUCAAUCGUUCCACCCAAGGGCCUUCCCCUAACAGGAGCCUGGAACUGAGCUCCCCCGCGCCUGCCCCCCACAUACCGUAAAAUCUCGAGUAUAAUGCACACUGAUGUAUAAUGCGCACCCUGACUUUUGAAUCUUAGCAUAAUGAAACAAUUUGAACUAUAUAUAAGGCGUACCUACACUGCACCUAUAUAUCUAUACUCCUAUAUAGCUUGUGUGCGGCCCACACCCAGAAGCCAACCCGCCAGCACCAAGCCCAGCCUUGCCCAUUUCCCGGAGCUGGCCCUGGGCUUGCAGGAGAGUGGGAGGGAGGUACGUGCCGCUUCCACCCACAGGCUGGCCCGGGAAAUGUGCGCACAGCCCGGGGAGCCAGCGGCGGAGUUUGAAACCUGGCCCCCCCCACCCCCUUGGACAGCUGCCCGCAUGCUGAGCUCGCGCCUGCCGCAGCCUGAAGGAGCACCGGGCAGGCAGCGAGCCAGGGCGCUGUAGCCUGGCAGCGCCACCGACUCCUCGCCUUGUCCGUGAGCCUGGUGGGGCAGCGGCCCCCGCGCUGCACUGCAGCAGGAAAGUUUCUGUGCAGAGGAGAGGGGGAGUUCCCCGGCCCGGGGCUAUUUACAGGUUUGUCAGCUUAAAACUUAAAAAAAUAACUCCUAUAUAUAAUGCACACCCCGACUUUGACCCCCCAAAAAUCGGGAAAAAAAUGUGCAUUAUACUCGAGAUUUUAUGAUACACACAGUGCUCUGGGCCUGAUAAAUUCUGUUGCCAGCCCUACUUUCAUUUGAUAUAUUUUUCCAUAUAAUGUUCAAAUUUCUCUUGUCUGUGUCUAGAAAUUCUACAACCCUUUUUUUAACCCUUAGUAAACUGACAAGUUCCUAAGAAUUGAACACUUGGGCUAAUUUCUGGCUCUGAAGCAAGGCACAUACUUUGGUGAUGAUAUGUGCUUGUGAGGAAAGAGUACUGUAGGUUGCUGCAAAGUGGGGAAAUUCAAGACUCUUGAAAUGAGAAAGUCCCACCCUACUCUAACUUUGCUCCUACCCAGUCUUGCAUGUGCCUCCUGUCCCUGAUAGCUAUGUGUUGGGGCUAGAGGAAUAUCAAAUACAGGUUUGCUUUUCUCUCUUUUUCUCUCUGCUUUUCUUUAUCUGAAUGUGAACAUUGUAAUAUUGAAAUUUUGUGAGCAACUUAUGUCAUAGUAUUAUCUUUUUAAAAAAAUAUAAACUUCCUUUGUUGAUGUAUUAUUUUAUUGUUUAUAUGUAAACAUAUUGAUUUAUGUAAAGUCUGAGUUUGAGAUGGUCUCUCACAUUUCCUUUAGGCAAGCUCCCAAUAACCAGUCCUGUCCUUAAAUCUAACCCAUGCUGAGAGAGCAUGUGAAAGCAGCAGAGAUUUUUCUUUAAAUCAGACGUAGAGAGAACAUAUUACUUCCCUUAAACAUGAAUUCUCAUUAAAAUAAUUAUAUCUGGAGUACUAAAUCAAGAAGUUUGGUCCUUUAAUCUCUUCUUUUACUGAUACAUAAUUCAUCAAAAUCAUGUCACCAGACAUAACUAACCCACUUAUAAGAAAUGUGGAGAAAGUCCUAGAGGAUCUUAUGAUCAGAUAUUUUUAGAGAGCUAUUAAUGGAUCUGGACUCUACAGAGAUCAUUUUUCAAUACAUGAAAAUAUCACAUUCAACUUAAUAAUCACUUGUUUAAAGCAGUGAGGUCUUCUAUGUUCUUUUAAAAAACUAAAAAAGGUGAGAUAAAUGUUUAUUUUGUUUUGAGCUUUUGGUGUGAGAUUUUGUAUUAGAUUUUUCCCAAAAGCAAUAUAAUUAGACUGACUAUAUGUGUACAGACUAUUCGUAUUUUGAUCAAUUUGAGUUUGCCUGUAAUACAAACAUUUGUUUAUAUGUUUUAUGAAUAUAUUCAUCUAGCUACUAUACAUAUAUAAACAGGAGAUAAAAUAUAAAUGUAAAUUGGAUAAUAUAUGUAAAUUGGACAGGUAACAAAUUAAAUAACUCAAGCUGUUUGUGAACAUUUCUGCUCAACUUUAAAAUGUUUCUAGAAUUAUUCCAAACUCUACAAUGGUUGUGCUGACAUUUUCUUUCAAUGUGUCUUGUUUCUGGUUAAAUAGGAGCCAGUUCUGAAGUCCUUAUUCAAGCUGACUCUCCCCUGCAAGUCAAUAAUGAGAGAUUUGUCUGAAUAAAAGCAGACCCUAGGAUUUGGCCCUAACAGAUUUACACUGAUUUUAUAAAUAAUGAGGCAUAUACUUUAUUGUACAAAGUAGCAAUUAGUAAAUUGUGCACAUGUAAAGUGGCCCUCUACUAGCAACUGCAUAUGCAUUUUUAUCCCCCCCCCCUUUUUUUGCAACCAUUCGUUGCCAUUGCAGUCACUGUAUGUUUUAAAUUUUAAGUUUUAUUAUGAAAGCUGUGCUAGAACGGUCUUGUAACUUUUAAUUAUUUUUUUUGUCUUGCUUGUAUAGUUCCAUAGUUUUGGUCAUUAAUUAGAAUUUCUUUCCAUUAAAUUAAAAUCUAAACCAAUUACCUGGUUUUAAAAGGAGAAUGCUAGUUACUUUAUUUUUUAUUUUCCAUUGUGUGUAAUACAGUCUUCAAAUUGGGUGGGGAACCUCAGGCCGGGCACUAGAUGUGGCUCGCAGCUUUCCUAGAGCCAGCCUUUGAGAUUCAGGGCUCCCCUCACAGUACUGGGGAGCCUGCACUAGCAUUCCAGCCCCCAUCUUACCCCACCGCGACCCCAGAGAACACAAAAUCUACUAGCCUAGGUCCCCUAGGCUCUAGUGUGGAAGGGGAAUGUGGGGAAUGCCUUUCUCCUCAGUUGGGAGAGGUUUUUCUUUAUUCUCACUUGUGAGCGGGCCCCCGAUUGAUUUUUCUGAGAGUCAGCGGCCCCUGACCCAAAAAGAGUUCCCCUUACUUAGUUUAAUCCUUUCCAUUUGGCAAACAUUGAUCUCUACUAAUCCCAUUCUCCCAUAUCCUUAUAUUGGUCAAAUUAAUAUGGUGCUCACUGUUUACUCCAUUGUUUGUACAAAGGCCUUGUUGAUUGCAGCUUUCAUCUAGAAUUAGUAGAUCAAAAGUGUAUGUAGGUCCUGUAGUACUACUGAGAAGCACAGACAUGUAGUGCUCUUCAAGACAGCUUUUAUUUAGUUCUGCAAAUUGGUCUUUUGGAUGUAUGCAAUAUCAUGGAUCAGAAUUUCUGGCAGUUCUGAUGUAUAUACUUGGGUGUGGUUUGCACUGGGACAGUUAAAACAUGGACUCUUACACAGAGCUUCAGUGCUUUUCUGAUGGUAAAUGAUAUCCUUAAAUGCUACUUGGUUGAAGCAGAUAUUGAGCAAAAGCAGGGAUCUAUGAAUUGUUUCCCCACUGCCAAGCAUGACAUGAGCAGAGUAUGGGAAAUGAUAGCAAAUAGUGUAAAUCCUCUCCUACACAAGUACUCUCUAGAGUACCUAGCAGUAUGGUGCCACUAAAGAGAAGAGCUAAAAUGACAGAAGUGGGAGGGGCCAUUUAUACCACCAAUUAAUUGGCGGUUUUGUACUAUUUUGAGUAGUGUUCUUAUAGGUCCUCCACUUCAGGUGCACAUGUGCCUCUGCACUUGAAAUGCUGCACUCUUAAGGACACACAUCUUGAAGCAACCUAGUAAUUGCACUUGUUAUAAAAUGUCUAUUUCUACAUAUCUGAAUGAUGAAGACUUUGAUGAUGACAUCCCCAUCCAGAAUAUCAUUCAACAAAGCUUGCAGCAUAUCCAGAAAACUGAUACCGUUACUGAUACUGCAGAGAGUGAUAGAUUCCCAUUUGUCACAAGUGCGGAACAUGGAAAAAUAAUCGCAGCAAUACAGGCAGGCCAAGAGGCAGUCUUGCUGAAGUUGAUGAGGCACUGUUCUGCUUUCAAGGAAGCAGAUCAGCGAGGCUGGCUUCCUUUGCAUGAAGCUGCAGCACAAUUAAACAAGAACAUCCUAGAAAUAACUCUGAAAGCUUCUCACCCCAUUGUGUGGGAACAGACCAGUCUGAAAGGGGAAACUCCUCUCUUUGUAGCAGUAGACAAAUGCAUCUUAGACAAUGUCCACUUUCUCCUGCUCAAUGGCUGCAACCCUAAUGUUAAGAAUGAAGAAGGAGAUUCUUCUUUAGUUAUAGCAAUUAAACAUGAUUUAUAUGAAAUUGCCUCCCUGCUGAUAAGGUUUGGAGCAAAUGUAAAUUUGCAGUGUGUCAAUAAGAGGACAGCUUUACAUGAAGCUGCCAGGCUAGGCAGGAAAGAUAUGGUGAACCUUCUGCUUUGUUCUGGAGCUGAUCCUGAUCCCCGCAGUACAUAUGGGCUCACUCCCCUAGCACUGGCUGCACAGACUGGGCAUACAGGAAUUAUGGAAAUUUUACUGCGAAAAGGUGCUGAUGUCCUUUCACAGGCAGCUGAUUGUGCUUCUAUAUUAUUUGAAGCUGCUGGAGGAGGAAAUCCAGAUUCACUAUCUCUCCUACUAGAAUAUGGAGCUGAUGCCAAUGUUCCCAAACACUCAGGUCACUUGCCUAUCCACAGAGUUGCAUACAGAGGACACCUUCUAGCUUUAAAGCAAUUAGCUUCUGUUACUGAUUAUGCUGCCAUUAAGAAGAGCGGGAUAAGUCCAGUUCAUUCAGCAGCAGCAGGAGCACAUCCUCAGUGCCUGGAAUUUCUUCUCAAAUCUGGGUUUGAAGCCAAUUUCAUGUUGCAUGAGAGGGUUUGCAAAGGCUAUGAUGACCAGAGGAAAUCGGCUUUAUAUUUUGCUGUCUCAAAUGGGGAUAUUUGCUCAACUCAGCUACUUCUGGAUGCUGGAGCCCUGCCAAAUCAAGAUCCCAUUAAGUGCCUUCAGAUAGCCUUGAGAAUGAGCAACUAUGAGCUAAUCAAUCUACUGCUUAAGCAUGGGGCCAACGUAAAUUAUUUCUGCAGAGUGAACACAACGCAUUUCCCCUCAGCUCUGCAGUAUUCUUUAAAAGAUGAAAUUGUGUUAAGAAUGUUGCUGAAUUAUGGAUACGAUGUGUACCGCUGCUUUGAUUGUCUUCAUGAAGACAACAUUCAUUCCCAAUAUGCCUUUGAAGGCUGGACUCCUUCUGUUAUCAAAGACAACAUGUUCUGUGAAGUGAUAACAUUGUCAUGGCUGAAGCACCUCUCUGGGAAGGUAGUGCGAGUGAUGCUAGAUUAUGUUGAUCAUGUCAGCAUCUGCUAUAAGCUGAAAGCAGUUCUCAAGGAACAGACACUCUGGCCAGAAAUCAAUUCCAUUUUGACAAAUCCACGUUCUUUGAAACAUCUUUGUCGUCUGAAGAUUCGGAAAUGCAUGGGCCAUUUGCGUCUGCGUUGUUCUGUCUUCAUGACAUUCCUUCCACUGCCCAAUCGUUUGAAAGAAUAUAUCCUGUACACAGAAUAUGAUCUUUAUGGACAAAGAAAUGUGAUAGGAACCCAGUAAUCCAACUGCACAGAAUUAUAGUCCUGUAUUUUGGGGAGAGUAUUUUAAUGGAUUAAGAUUGUAAUAUAUGUAGUUCUUUUCAUCUACUGGGAUUUUUCAUUUCUAAAAACCAGCCAAUUACCAUGGUGAAAAUUUUUCUGGAUAAAAAGGAAAAAAUAUAGUACAGAGUAAGUACUGAUAACCCAACAUAUAGUCCUCAUAGCAUAAAAAGCAUCAAGGAUUUAACAGAAGCAAUUAAAAAGUAAGGGCAAUAAUAUUUUAGAGCUAUCUAGCAUAAAUGUUUAGGGCAGCAUUUUGAAACAGAUGGAAUGGGAAAUGUCAUUCAAGAGGUAUGAUUCAGGUUGUAAGAAGGAGUUCAGAUUCUUCUCCAAAUGCCUUGGGUCUGCACAUCUGGGCUGAAAACUCUUUUAAAACUUCUACAUCCUGCUUCUGGCUGUUAGGACAAUAUUGUGGUCCAGCCUUCAUUGCAAUAUUUUAAUUUGAGUAGAACUAAAGAGAAGCAAAGCCACAGUCGCCCUUAGAAAUGAUAGGGCCCAUUGCAAAUGAGCCCUCCCCACAAUGUAGCGUUGCCAGAGGGUUUGGGGCUUCCCCCAUGCAAGUUCUGCUGGGAGCAUGGGACUUUGUCACUCUCUCCCUCAUACAGCUUCCAGUAGGGUUCAGGGACUUCCCUGGGGCCUCCUCUCCACUGCCAAUCUAGCAGCAGUGAGCCGUCACUAGCAAGUUGCUGCUGGCUGAGAGGAGCAUGUGAGGGAAGGAGGGAGACGUCCUGAAGCAGACAGGAGAGAGCAGCUUCAGGGAACGGUCAGAGAGGAACCAGCAGAGGCAUAUCCUCAGGCACACAAGAACACGCAGCUGCGUAGGAAUAUCCAAAAUUUGGGUUUGUAUGCUGCUGCAUAUUUUGCAUAUGCCGAGGGGAUGGCCCUGAGCCAAGGCAUUUCCCCCUGCUCCCAACCAUGAAGAGCUGGGAGAAAUGUUUGAAAUGUUUUGACUUAUUAAGGUUUGUUAUUUAGUGAAUACUGUCCUCUGGUCAAUCACUGCAGCAUGGGAAGGAAAGGCAAUGUUGCUAUAUACUGAAUAGUACUUCAUAUAUACUUACGUAGUAAUUAUCAAUUUGCAUGCUCAUAUAGUGCAUUAUGUAACUAAACAUUUCCUUACAUUUCUCAAAGUUAGGAAUAGUUCCAAGUGUGCAAAAUACUGCAGAAGAAACGAACAGUGGAUAUGUAAAAGUAAGCAGUUCAAUAAACAUGAUGGCAUUAAUAGUAUUUAUUUUUUCAUGAGUUUAUAUUCAGGUAAGUAUAGAGUUUUAUUUAUACAUGCAACUGUAUCACUCAAGUUACACAAUUCAAAAGCCCAUUUUUCCCCCAGAAAAAUCUAUAAACUUUAUAAAAUACAGAUUGGACUAAUAUGUUAUUAUCGUUGCUUCUUACAUGGUGCCUACUCAAGUACUGAAUAAAACUAAUAAGUGGGUGGGAAAUAUGCAUUAGUAUCUGUAUUAAUAGGUCUGAAGUUCUAAACCUUUCAGGUUGUGCUGGUAUAAUUUCUGUACCCAUCAAUUCUGUUCAUUUACAUAACCACAGUUCUUUAGAAAGUGCUAUAUAUGCAUAUGACAAAGCUAACAAGAUAUGCAUUAAAACAGCCAGCUAAUGUACCAAUGAUAUUUUCUAUUACUGUUCAGUCCUUUAUAGUUGCAAAAAUAAAUCAGCAUCAUGCCCCUCCAUUUUCUUUUUAUUAAGCACAAUAAGUAUUUCACUGGAUAUAAUUGGGUAAUGUUUCAAAAUUAUUGACAAAAUUGAAAUAGCUGAAGCCCUACAUUGCCCACAUAUAUCUGUGAAAUUGUAUAUUUAGUGGGGGAAAAACAAAACCAUACCAGUCAAGUGCCUUUUUUUUUUUGGAAGCAAACAUCAGAAAAAAAGUCUUUGUGUUUUAAAGUAAGUCUAAUUGAAAUGAAGAUUAUUGUACAAAGCCAACUUUGAACUUUUUAUUAGCGAACUUAAAAUCACAUUAACUGAAGCCCUGGCUAAUACCUUCACACUCAGAAAAGUAGAUAUUAAAGCCAAUUAUCAAACUGACACUAGGUGUAACCAUUUGAGAGUGAUUGCUUUAUUACAAAUAGUCAGGGAGAAAGUUAUAAGACUCUUAAAAACAUUGAACAAUUUCUUAUAUAUCACUAGAACAAGACCAAGCCAGUACAUUAUGAUAAGAUUUUGACCAAUCCACAACAUUACAAAAUCCUUUGUUUGAAUAUAGACAUCAUUAUGGAACAUCAAUGCAGGCACAAUGGUAUGGUGACGUUAUUUUCAUGAUCAAUUAGACAUCACUGUAAGCAGAAGAAAGUUACUUUAUUUCAUGUAAAGAACUUUGGGCAGUCUAGUAAACAAAAGAGAUUUUGUGAAAGAGUAAGGGACAGAAAGAGAAAAAAAAAGAGUCAAUUAUGCACAAUAUUUCUUUCCUGGAUUCACUUAAUAUGUUAAAGAGUUCUCUCUUAAAAACCCAAGUAAGAUGCAGGCAAAGACUGAAAAUGUUGUCUUUUUGUUUGUGUGUGAAUUAUGAAGGAAUUCACUUGUAGGAGUUUUGAUAAAAGAACUUUAUAGACUUAUUUUCACGUAGCAAAUACUUAAAGACUUUUCUUUUGAUGGGAACGGGGGUUGAAGGUUUAGAAUACAGUGCAUACUGUGAUAAUGAGGAGUCAUUAAAACAUUAAUUCUGUAAAUUUUGAUCUACAACUCUUCAAAUUAUGCAAAAGUAAAAAACAGACCACAUGUUGAACCUUUCUAAUCUGGGACUCUCUGGUCUGGCAACAUCUAUGGUCUGGCAUCCUUGGGGACGGAGCAGUGUAUGUAUAGGGGGGUGGGGUGGGAUGGGGGAGGACACUAUGGCAGCAGAAUCAUGGAUGUUGCCAGACCAGAGAACCCCAGUGGCCAGUAGGGGAGCCAGGUUGACAGCAGGGUACCAGCGGCCGAAGACCCAGCUGGAGUUAGGAGAGGAGCCGGGCCAAGUGCCCUUGGGUCUUCAUUGACCUCCCUAGCAAACUCCCUGGUUUGGGACUGGUCUAGUCCAGGGAAGUUGGACCAGGGAGGUCCAACCUGUACCUGUAGGUUAAGAGAAAUGUUUUGUGUAAUGUUUGAGAUUAUAGUAAUUAAACAACCCUGUCUUCUUACACUCUGUGCAAAUAUCAAUUCUAAUUUAUAAAAAUAAACCUUAAACAUAAACACAGGGUAAGUCCUGCUUAUUUAAAUGAAUGUAUACGUAGAGUAAAUCUGCUGGCGACUCCAAAUUACUUUGAUUUACACUCAUGUAAUUGAGCACAAUUGAUUAGAUUUCCUGGGGGGAGGGAGAUCAGCUAAUUGUUAUUGUUAAAACAGAGUCAACUCUAGCCUCAUGAUUACUGAAAAUGUUUCAUCUCAUUUUUAAUUCCAGACCCAAGAAACCAUGUAAUAGAGUACACAUGCAAAUAAGUUUGUCUUAACUGACCGCAUUCAGUUCCUUGCGGGCCAAAAUUAUGGAUCUUUUAAGCUUGAUUAGUAUAGCAGUGUUAAAAGAGCAAUUUUUCAUGGCUACAAUGGGCAAAUAUUCACAGUGUAACAGAACGUAUUACAUAUCCAAAAACACCCAGCAUAACAUACCUGCAGAAUGUAUGUAACAACACCUGAAACAUGAGAACAUCCAGAGGUACUGGUUUGUCUGUCACACUUAUUUCUUGGAUAAAAACACUAGAUAGUCACCCAAAUAAAAUAUAAGCCUACAGUGUUGCAACAAGCAUACUAACCACUUAACUAAAAAGUGAUAAUUAUGAGGAUAAAGUUUAGCAAUAAAAAGAUGGUUAGAAUUAAUCAACACUGUUGCCACAAUGUAUGUUUGUUAACUGGCAUUUUUAAAUCUAUUUCUAGAUAACUGAGCUUUAAAAGGCCCAACAUAUUGGUUUCACAUGCUCCAGGGCCAUGACUUUAGAUGCUGUAGAUAAUAUAAUUCACCCAAUGGCAGAAAGAUGGGAGGUCAGAGUAUUUAUGAGAAAAAAUGAACAAAGAGUUUCUAAUAAAUAUUUCAAUCUUAUUCCAACAUGCACUUUGAUAGCAAUCUACGAGCCAUAGCAAAACACUAAUGUAAGAAAAAACACGCCAAAUUAGGUAACUUAUGAUCAGAGAGCAUUUUGUUGUUUUUUUGUUUAAUGUAUAGAUAAGAAUCUCUGCAUUCAGACCCCACUCAAUCUUUGUCAUUUAUUGUAAUUAAAAAAAAUGUAGCAAAACCAAUUCUCUCUAAUGACUGAGUUAUAAAUUUUAUACAAAAUAUUGUUCUAAAAUCUGUUAUAUAUGGAAAAACCACCUCCUACAGCUUCCAGAAGCUAACCUGAAACCACUGUUUGAAAGAAGCAGUUACACUGGAAACUUAACACACACAUUCACACACGUUCUACAGUAUAAAGUGCAUUCCACAGGGUCAAAUAGCUACUUUGACAUAGGCUAUAUAACAAUAAAGCUAUAAAGUAAUUCUAGCCUUCAUAAAAACGAGGUGGCACCUUAUUAAUCUGCUUUAUACCACAGAGCUGAUCCAUCCUUCAACUACUAUUUACUAGUAAUUGGCUUAGUUCUUCAUCCUUCCAUCUCCCUUAGCAGUGACUUCAGAUCCCUUCCAGACUACAUGUCAGUAGGCUCACUAACCCUACCUACUUACUCACUGCCACAGUACAGAUACUGCUGCACAGAAAAAUCUAUACACAAGCUAGUCAACCUAACUAGCUUGAAUGUUGAUUCUGUGGCUAACAGUAAUACUGAAAAUAGCACAAUGAGGAUUCGGCACAGGUAGUACAAACCCAGCACACACCUAACGUAUAUACUCUGCUUGCUCACCCUGCCAGUCUUUGUACUCAUGCUAGCUAUAUUCAAAUUAAGUCAAGUAGGCUAGCCCCUGAAAAGCUUUUUUUGCUUUGUAGAUAUACCUUAAAUGAGACCAGUCCCAUGCCGAUAGGAUGACAUGAUUCAGAGAAAAAAAAAGUCUUUCUUAAUUGCACUGUGGGUAAGGGAGACAUGCAAAAUUACCAGUA